UUCACGUGUUUGACUAUUCUGGUGGGCUUUUGUUGGGCCUAGAAUCUUCACCAAUGUGUGUGGGCCAAAGCCCAAGUCUCUUCUUUCCUACGAGGGGAAGGUAGAUGACAUUCUAUCACUUGGCUUCUUCCACAUCGUCAGUCAAUUGGGAUCGGAAGUUCCAGAGCUUGGGUAAUUUCUUCCACCGUAGCCACGCUACUUCAUGAAAAUGGCUUCGUCGAGUUCUGGAUAUGAAUCACUUCACUUUGUUCUGCUGCCUCAUUUGGCCCAUGGCCACUCGAUCCCAAUGAUGGACAUGGCCCGACUAUUAGCCCGCCGCGGCCCCACCGUUACCGUGAUCACAACCCAUCUCAACGCCGUCCGGUCCCAAUCGACGAUUGAUCGGGCCGCCACAUCGGGCCUCAAAGUCCGCCUCCUCGAGGUCCCGUUCCCGUCCUCGGAGGCGGGCCUGCCGGAAGGCUGCGAGAGCAUGGACUCCCUCCCGAACCGGGACUUGUUAAAGAACCUCCUCCUCGGCAUCAGGAUGUUGCGAGAGCCCGUUGAGGAAUUGUUUGGCCAGCUGCAGCCCCGCCCGAGCUGCGUGAUCGCGGACAAGAACAUCAUGUGGGCCCACGAGACCGCUGGCAAGUUUGGGAUCCCGAGGAUCGUGUUCGAUGGGACGAGCUGUUUCUCGCUCCUGUGCACGCAUCGGAUAGUCGAGUCCAAGGUCUACGAGACCGUCCCGGAGGCGGAGCCCUUUGUCGUGCCAGGGCUGCCCGAUCGGAUUGCACUGACCCGAGCCCAGCUUCCCGGCGCAGUUAAUAUAGGCCAGACCGAUACCAAGGAUGUCCGGGAUGAAAUCAGAUCGAAGGAACUCGCGGCUUAUGGCGUUGUUGCAAAUACUUUCGAGGAGCUCGAACCGGCUUAUGUUGAAGAGUUUAGGAAGGUCCGGGGCAGAGUUUGGUGCGUCGGGCCUGUCUCGCUAGUGAAUGAGAACGGCCUGGAUAAGGCUGAGCGAGGCAACAGGGCGGCGAUCGACGAAAGCCACUGCCUGAAGUGGCUCGAUUCACGGGGUCCGAAGUCUGUAAUCUACGCGUGUCUCGGAAGCCUGAGCCGGCUCACCCCGCUGCAGUUGAUAGAGAUGGGCCUAGGCCUUGAGGCAUCGAACAGGCCAUUCAUCUGGGUCGUCCGAGGUGGCCAGGAGUUCGAGGACUGGGUAUCGGAGUCUAGGUUCGAGGAUUGGACCGCAGGCCGAGGCCUACUGGUCCGCGGUUGGGCCCCGCAGGUACUGAUACUAUCCCACCCAGCGGUUGGCGGGUUUCUAACGCACUGCGGGUGGAACUCGACCCUGGAAGGUGUCUGCGCAGGCGUGCCGAUGGUGACAUGGCCGAUGUUCGCCGAGCAGUUCUACAACGAGAAGAUGAUCGUUCAGGUGCUGAGGGUCGGGGUGAGCCUGGGAUCGGAGGUUGCCAUCAAGUGGGGGGAGGAGGAGAAGUUCGGGGCCGUGAUGAAGAAGGAAACGGUGGAGAAGGCCAUAAAAGAGGUGAUGGAUGAAGAAGAGGAGGAAGCUCGAGGGAGAAGGAGGAGAGCCAUGGAGCUUGGACAGAAAGCAAAGAAGGCCAUGGACGAAGGUGGCUCUUCCUACCUCAAUCUGAACCUGCUGAUUGAAGAUAUCAAGCAGCAAGUCAUGGGCCGUUGAUUAAUUCCAUUCCAUGCCUCUCUUUUUGUACAUUGAAUCGCUGCAACAGUUGUUCGUAUGGAUGAUUACAAGAACAUCUGAUUAAAUCUGUUCAUGUGAACGAGCAAUAAUCAAGAUUUACGAAGUGCUUAAAUUUUCUA
This is a messenger RNA of Punica granatum (pomegranate), 1818 nucleotides long. NCBI's taxonomy places the organism in Eukaryota, Viridiplantae, Streptophyta, Magnoliopsida, Myrtales, Lythraceae. The record is from RefSeq and is a predicted model, not a curated record.